AUGCCGGAAAUUAGCCCAGAGCAAUAUCACAUCCAUGGACACAAGAGAUACCUCGUCGCCGUAGGGCUCGCUCUCGUCUUGUUCAUAUCAGCGUUAGAUUCAACCAUAGUUGCCGUUGCUUUGCCUACCAUUGGGUCUGAUCUCGAUGAUUUCCAGAAGACUAGCUGGCUGGUGACCGCGUAUCUGCUCACUUAUACGGCGUUCCUCCCCAUUGUAUCAAAGCUCACAGACAUAAUUGGAAGAAAACCUGUUUUAAUAACCUCUACGCUCUUCUUCAUGCUGUGGUCUGGAGCUUGUGGCGGAGCAAAAACGAUGAUACAGUUGAUUAUCUUUCGUGCCCUUCAGGGCAUCGGUGGUUCGGCGAUUUAUUCUGGAGUGGUGGUCACAAUCAGUACGAUUGUUCCACAGGAAUUGUUGCCAACUUAUACUUCAAUCAUUGGAACUACGUUUGCUUUGAGUAGCGUUUCAGGUCCUCUAAUUGGUGGGGCAAUCGUGCAACAUACCCAUUGGGGGUGGAUAUUCUUUGUUAAUCUGCCUAUCGGAGCCAUUGGAACGACCAUCUUGCUCUACGCGCUCAGUGAUCCUGAUCAGGGACCUAUGAGUAUGAAGAAAAUCGCAGAACGGAUUGACUGGAUUGGGUGUCUGUUAAUUCUUAGCUUCAGUGUUCUGCUCGCAUUCUCAUUACAAGUAGGUGGAACAUCAGGUUACCCUUGGACCUCCGCCAAAGUCCUCGCACCCUUGAUCAUCUCGUUCUGCAUUAUCCCAGCGUUUGUUUACGUCGAAACUCUUCACCCCGAACCAGUACUCCCUCUACGCCUGCUUCGAGUUCGCAACCUGUCAUUGAUGUUGCUGUUCUCUCUCACCUUGGGUGCCGCGCUCUUUACGCACUCGAUUUUCCUCCCACAGCGUAUCCAAAUCGUCGAUGGUUUAACCCCCAUAACAGCUGGCGUACGAAUGCUACCUCUCCUCCUCCUCCUCGGAUGUCUCAGUCCAUUCGCUGGAGCUGCGGUGAUUCUCACAAAGAGCUAUAGACCAUUAAUGUGGUUCUCUUCCUCCGUCGGUGCGGUCGGCGCAGGCCUCCUCUCUACCCUCUCAGUUCCAACAUCUUUUUCGCGCAUGUACGGCUACGAAACCCUCGUCGGCUACUCUAUCGGUGUCACCAUCACCGUAUCCACCAUCAUCAUCCAGAUUUGUGCUGAACGGAGAGAUUUAGCUGUCGCGACUGGGUUCCAAUCGUUCAUUCGACAGCUAGGAGCGCUGAUAUCUAUUGCAAUCGCCACUGCUGUCGUCAACGAUUCCGUUAAUACCUCUCUAAGUACAAACCUCCAGUUGGAGAAGUCCCCAGCGCUUUUGGAGGCAGUCCUUGCCAGUCCAACAGAUGCUAUGAGCGUCUUGGACGAUGGGCUUCGGUUAUUUGUGCGAGAAGCCUAUAGCAAGGCGUAUUCAAAGACUUUUAUACAGGGAGCCGCUUGGAUGGCGGUCGGGGCGGUUUUGACUUUUGGGCUUGCUCAUCAGUUACCUCCUCAGAUGAUGGGGGCGAAGGAAAAGGAUCCUGAAGCUGCUGAUGUUGUCGAGAAAGAGGAACAAUUGUAG
Marasmius oreades (fairy-ring Marasmius) is the source of this 1593-nucleotide messenger RNA. RefSeq lists its product as uncharacterized. Gene Ontology annotation, biological process: transmembrane transport. Lineage: Eukaryota; Fungi; Basidiomycota; Agaricomycetes; Agaricales; Marasmiaceae. The transcript has 5 exons. Bases 1 to 1593 code for a protein of 530 amino acids. Gene Ontology annotation, molecular function: transmembrane transporter activity. The record is from RefSeq and is a predicted model, not a curated record.